AUGGCAGAAGCUUCUGUUCCUCAAGAUCUUUCGUCUUAUGAGUACGAACCUUCCUGUCCUUUGCCCAGUGGAAGAGAAGCCAGGGACCACGUUAUAAGCAAAGGACCUUGCCAGCCAAGAGAUAUAAAUUUUCCUUUGGAUAACCGGAAUCGUAAGUUUCUAGUAUCGUGGUAUGAGAAAUUUCCUUGGUUAGAGUAUUCUGUCUCGUUGGAUAAAGCUUUUUGUUUCGUCUGCAGAGUGUUCAACGCACAGGUGAGUUAAUUGUGUGAUUUGCGCUUUAAUUAUUUUCCUAAGUUAGUCCUAACCUUGUUAAGUUGUUUACACUUAUUGCGUACCGUUUAAUUUGCAAUUAUACAUGGACCAUGGCCCUGGUAGUGUUUAAUUAUAUAUCAAAAUGCGAUGUGUAAUACUCAAUACUGUUGUUUUAAAUAAUUACUAAUUAUCGCAAAAGUAUGAAAAGUUCCACAAACAAACUAUAAUUCAUCCUCUCUGUAUCGUCAAAUAGUUGAUAUGUAUUAUAAAAAUACAAGAAACGCUUCUUAUAUUAUGACAACGUAAAACAAUGACAUUUGUCUUCUUUGCAUGCAGACGUCGUCAAGGAGUGAACCUACCUUCAUCAAAACUGGUUUUAGUAACUGGAAAAAGAGCGAAGUCUUCGCAAAGCACGAGAAGUCAGAUUGCCACAAGCAUUCACUUCAAGCUCAUCGUCACUGGAAAUCCCAGAAGCCAAUACAUCAUCAAAUAGACGAAGAAAAUGAGAGACAAGAGUCAUAUCGUCAACAAAAUGUACGUAUUGCCAUUUGCCAAAUAUAUAUAACUUUGACAGGCCAUCUGUGCACAACAUUACAGACGAAGUAAGCGUGUGAAAACGCCAGUUUUGCAUAAAAAUGUCGGUGAUAUGGUGGUAAUCCUGGUAAUACGUUUAUUCCUAAGAAACAAUUGAGUGACGCGUAUAAAGUUAACACAGUUAGGAUUUUUUAAAAAUUGUAUCCUUUUAUUUUCAGGUAAAAAAGAACCGAACUGUAAUUGGUAAGAUCAUUGAUGUUGUUCGACUUCUUGGAAAACUGAAUUUACCAUUUAGGGGACACCGCGAGGAUAAGAAUUCUUUAAACAAAGGGGUGUUUAAAGAAUUUCUUGAACAUAUAGCAAAGUCUGAUUCUCUUAUUGAAGAUCAUUUACGAAAUUCUGCAGGUAACUAUAUCAUUCACUGGUUCAGUAACGUUAAGGUUACUACGAAUUUUCGGUGGAAUAUAGGGAUAUAUGAAACUGCAUGAUAAUAGAAUGGAAUAAGGAAUAAUAAAGAUAAACUGAAGUCGUAAUUAUGAUAAUUCUGUAAUUAUUUCUUUUUAUCGAUUUCAGAAAACGCUAAAUACACUAGCCCUGAGAUCCAAAAUCAGUUGAUCAAGGUGGUUGGUUCAGCUAUAUUAGACGACAUCAUACGUCGUGUCAAAGGAGCCGAGAUGUAUGCAAUCAUUGCAGAUGAGACACCAGAUCUUAGUAAAACGGAACAGUUAGCUGUACUUGUUCGCUAUGUCUGGAAUGGAGUGAUAGAAGAACGUCUUUUAGCUGUAGAACCUAUGGAAGAAACCACAGCUGAAGCGCUUUUCCAUACCAUCCGAGAGAAAUUACAACAGUGUGGGAUAGAAUUUUCAAACAUGCGUGGACAAUGUUAUGAUGGUGCAAGUAACGUGUCUGGAAUCCAUACCGGACUGCAAGCACGCAUCAAAGAGAUUUCCCGUCAGCAAUUUACACACAUUGCUAUGCUCAUGUUUUAA
Messenger RNA from Paramuricea clavata, 1775 nucleotides. The record is from the annotation of a GenBank genome assembly. NCBI's taxonomy places the organism in Eukaryota, Metazoa, Cnidaria, Anthozoa, Malacalcyonacea, Plexauridae.